UUCCCGAAUGAAAAGGAGAUUUAUCAGUGCCGUAUAUUUUCUGACGUUUAAUUUAAAACCACAGAAAACUUAAGUUUAUGGAAUUUUAUAACAUGUACCUUCAAAUAAAACCAGAUGACUUUUAUUUUGAAAGGCACAGAUUGGUACCUGACCGGAAAACAAACCCGAAAUACAAAUAUUUUAUUUAACAUGAUUGCUCUUAUGGGAAAGGAAAAGGUUACUUUGGUAGCUAUUGGUUAUUUGUUGGUUUGAAACUUAAUAGACUAUUAAGUAAGAAAUUAUACAGUAAAGACCUUGUUCAUGUUAUUAUUUGAAUCAUUUUGAGACACUGCGGGGCUGGAUUAUCGCCAUCUUUGUUCGGGGCAAAGAUGCCGAAAAGUUGUUCUGCAUUUCAUUGCACCAGUAGGUACAAUAACAAAAAUCCAGACAUCACGUUCCACAGGUUUCCUUUCAGUAAACCAUCAAUUCUGAAACAAUGGUUAGAUAACAUUGGACGUGACGACUUUCAGCCGAGGAAGCACAUGGUCAUCUGUUCACUACAUUUCACUCAAGAUUGUUUCAGUGGUUUGGGUAACCGCAAAAAUCUGCUCUGGAACGCUGUGCCAACCCUCUUUACAAUCCCACCUCAGGAUGCAAAGCAAAAGAAUUCUAGGAAGAAGCAGAAAAUAACUUUUAAAUCUGCUGCUGAUAAAUGGGAUGAAAUUGCACCUGCAAGGAAUGUUCCUGAGACUGAGGAUGCUCAAAGUGAGAUGCAUAAAGCGCAUGUCCAGCCACUGUCUCACAGUAUUGAAGGGGUUAAUUGUGAAACAACAAAGGAUUUGGCAAUCGCAGACCACACAUAUACCCUUUUGGAUGAACGCACAACCAAAGCCCGUCUGUUUGAUGUUUUAGAUAUCAGCAGAUGGCUACAGAAAAGGUUACAGUCCAAAUGCAAAGUAAUAAAAAGAAUGAAGCUCAAACUGCAAGCUACACAAAGAGAGCUUCUGAUUUUGCGCCAUCAGCGUGGAUGUAGCCAUACACAUCGCCAUAGACUCUCACAUCUGCAAAUACAGAGAGGCAGUAAUGCCAAGACCUAGUUAAGUAGUAAUAAAGACAUUUAGUUGCACAAACAUUUCAGCUUUUGAUCCUGAAAAACAUAUCACUGU
Xyrauchen texanus (razorback sucker) is the source of this 1145-nucleotide messenger RNA. It is a transcript of the gene thap3, whose product is annotated as THAP domain containing, apoptosis associated protein 3. The record is from RefSeq and is a predicted model, not a curated record. The transcript has 4 exons. Bases 369 to 1076 code for a protein of 235 amino acids. NCBI's taxonomy places the organism in Eukaryota, Metazoa, Chordata, Actinopteri, Cypriniformes, Catostomidae.